Molecule: messenger RNA, 2410 nt
Organism: Ornithodoros turicata
Lineage: Eukaryota; Metazoa; Arthropoda; Arachnida; Ixodida; Argasidae
Gene: Scamp
Product: secretory carrier-associated membrane protein 1-like
Exons: 1
Coding region: 128-1201 (357 amino acids)
Biological process (GO): protein transport
Cellular component (GO): trans-Golgi network membrane; recycling endosome membrane
Source: RefSeq, a predicted model, not a curated record
UUAUCCUGGUGUCAAGAUUAACCAGUUACGAUGCAGGAGUGCUGUUCGGCGACGUUGUGAACCUGAUCCAAGGUUUUCGACCCUAAACUCGUCUUUUACGAAAGGCUCCCUAAGUUAUAGCCUCAGCAUGUCGGGUUUUGACAGCAACCCGUUUGCCGAUCCGCACGCAGUGAGUCCGUUCGCAGACCCGGCAGUCACUCAGGUGACAAGCCAGACGCAGCAAGCACAAUCCGGGUUAGGCCUAGAAGAUUACAACCCCUUUGCCGAUCAACCUCAACGCCCCCGCCCAGUAACGCAAGUACGGGGUACCGGGAACCCACCGAAAGUUGAGGUCCCUAGUCAACCGGCCAUGAUGCAGCCAGUGUCUGAGCCCCCACCGGCCUACAGCCCUAACCGAGGCGUCGUCCCCACACAAACACAGUCGUCGACAUCCAUAAGUACUGCAGAGCUUCAGAAACGACAGGAAGAAUUGGAACGUAAAGCUGCUGAACUUCAAGCUCGUGAAGAAGCGCUUCGUAAUUCAAACUACAACGUUCGAGCCAACAACUGGCCGCCACUGCCCGACAAGUGCUGCGUGGCCCCAUGCUUCUACCAAGACAUUGGAGUCGACAUUCCGCUUGAAUUCCAGAAGAUAGUGCGCACCAUGUACUAUCUGUGGAUGUUUUACGUCGUCGUCCUGCUGCUGAACUUUCUCGGCGCUGUUGCCCUUCUCGUCAAAGACGGCGAAGCCACGCUCUUCGGCUUCUCAGUUUUGUACCUCGUUCUGUUCGCCCCGCUCUCAUUUCUGUGCUGGUUUCGACCCCUGUACAAAGCGUUUCGCAGCGACAGCUCUUUCAACUUCAUGGUAUUCUUCUUUGUUUUCUUCGUGCAGCUGAUCGUAGCUGUCAUUCUCGCCGUUGGCGUAGGCGCGGCGGGGGCUUGCGGGUUUGUCGUCGCCAUAAAGCAGUUCUCCGUGUCCGUUCCGAUGGGAAUAUUCCUGACGAUUGUCUCCGCGGCACAUGCGGUGAAUGCUGCCGCCGCAGGAAUCAUGCUGUUACGCGUCCACCGCCUGUACAGGGGAACGGGCGCGUCUUUCGCGAAAGCGCAGCAAGAGUUCACGUCUGGCGUCCUGCGUAACGAACAUGUGCAAGGAGCUGCCCAGAAUGUGGCAGCAAACGCAGCGCGGGCCACUGUGAAUCAGACCCUGAACAACAGGUACUAGAAAGUUAGCCACCGUAUCGAGCUUAGGUUUGUUGCACUGAUCGAUUUUCUUUCUUUUUUUUUUUUUUUUGGAACACGCCAUGCUAACAGUUGGAUUGCAUUUAAAGGUGCAGCACUGUAGUAUCUGAUAGUUAAUCAGUUGAAAGUUUGUAAUACACGGUGCGCUUGACGGCAAGGCAGGGAUAAGGUUUGUCCCAGAAACAACCUCUGUUUUGGCCUUUUCUUACCAGUACAGUCGUAUUGAUGCACCAGGAAACUCUGAGUUGUUACGUUUCUCAAGGGCAUGACAAAUUUGUGAGAGUUAGUUAAGGUUUUGGCCGCCACAACCUACUGAGAUGAGUAACCUCGUUUUGUCUGCUCUCCUUUUCAAACUGGUUCUACAACAGGUGUGUGUAACCGACAUUAGUGUGCAGAAUGAACUGGCAAGAGUGCUGUAAAUAGGGUUUGACAAAUUUUUCUGUAUGUUCGUUGCAUGAAUGAUAGAAUAAAGAUGUAACUGCGCAACGUGGCACUUGUGUGUGGUUGGGUGUGAGGCACUAAGGAGAAGGCUACUCCGCAGUGCCAGCACCUGAACCCAAUUUACUCGAGAAGUGGUACAGGAAAGUUACCUCUGAGGUCACAUGGCCAUGACAGCUGGUUCACACAAGGCAUUGUGCCCCAGCUACCAAUCUGUCCAAACAUCUGUAAAAGUCAGCUAUUUUUGAAGUUUGUUGCAUAUUCUUCUUGUACAGAUACAUGUAGGUAGCAUCACUGUUGUUUUUCAGGAAAUACGAAGUUUAUGGCAGGCGCUGUGGAAUGUUAGGUGCAGCAAUGUUUUGAGAGAUUCUAUAUCCGAAUGUGCAACAAAAUUUUCCUGUACAUUUCGCAUGUUUGGAGAUUGUUUGUUGCGUGUACCUAUGAAUACGAUCUACUCAAUCUCGAAACACCUUUUUGAGCAUCUGUAACCUGUAGCCAUUUUUGCCCAAAAUGGACAAGUUUUCCCUCACUCCUUGUCAUGUGUGUAUCUUUUACUAGGACUGAACCACAUUAUCCUGUCUAUGGAAUUGUACAUAACUUUGCUUUGAGGGCGACGUUUAUGACCCAACAAAUACAGAGCACUUGUUUUCCUCGCCUUGAUCUGUCUGAGGUCCUUCUGAUUUGUGCUGCUUAUUAUGUAAUGUUUAUCAUCAUGCUGUUUGUGUGUAUUUAAUAAAGCUGGAUGCUGUCUGAA